This is a messenger RNA of Chondrus crispus (carragheen), 513 nucleotides long. RefSeq lists its product as hypothetical. Gene Ontology annotation, molecular function: mechanosensitive monoatomic ion channel activity. The transcript has a single exon. Gene Ontology annotation, biological process: monoatomic ion transport; intracellular water homeostasis. Bases 1 to 513 code for a protein of 170 amino acids. Lineage: Eukaryota; Rhodophyta; Florideophyceae; Gigartinales; Gigartinaceae. The record is from RefSeq and is a predicted model, not a curated record.
AUGACUACACCGACCCAAGAAAACGAUGUGGAACAACAGCAGGAAACCAGCUGCUUCGGCUCUAAGAAGGAUAAGGUUCAGUACGGAACCGGCAAGUCAAUCAUUGUUGAAUUUCGCGACUUUAUCUUCGGCGGCAACCUGAUCCGCAUCGCAGUAGCCUUCGUCCUUGCUCUCUCCAUCGAGAGGUUGGUCACGAGCUUCGUCUCUUCUUUCGUGACACCGAUCCUUGGAGUCAUCGGGGAUACUAACUUCGAGGACUUAAAGUUCACAAUCCGGCAGUCUAAUUUCGUCUACGGCCUGUUUUUGGACGCAUUAAUAUCGUUCAUCAUCAUAGCACUAGUCCUGUUCUUCUGCCUCAUCCUACCGACGCAAAGGUAUGGUGGUCGCUGCGUGCCUGCAUGGAUCAUGCGCAAGUGCCCGUAUUGCUUCCAGGACAUGCCUGCCAUUGGCACCAAGUGCCCUAGUUGCUGCAGCUCAGUAGAAGCGGUUCCAAUUGGACAGAAGAUGACUUAA